Molecule: messenger RNA, 5511 nt
Organism: Engraulis encrasicolus (European anchovy)
Lineage: Eukaryota; Metazoa; Chordata; Actinopteri; Clupeiformes; Engraulidae
Gene: myom1b
Product: myomesin 1b
Exons: 41
Coding region: 240-5117 (1625 amino acids)
Molecular function (GO): kinase binding
Source: RefSeq, a predicted model, not a curated record
UUAUUUUUGUUGUGUAGACGGCUGCCCCCCGUCCACUGCGUCCGCACCUCCUUGUGGCUUUGCGUGGAUAUCAACCCUUGGUUGCUAGCACCCGCAGUUGGACACCUCUGUGUGGUUUUCAGCGGCUCAGAGUAACUUUGGACUAGUGAGUGGACACGGCUAGGUCACACAGGUAGUUUGUGUGAUACAGUGUUUGGAUUUGGGAAGACUGCAAGUACAGUACACACGAGGAUACCAGGAUGUCGGGAUCACUGCCAUUCUAUCAGAAACACCACCGGCACUAUGAUCGCGGCUACCGCAGCCGGGAGACCCAGUCCGCCAUGAGCCAAUACCAGCAGAGUAGCAGCAGCUACUCCUCCCAGAGCAAGAGCAGCGCCAGGGGCCUGGAUGCCACCUUCACAGCUCUGGAUGACACCAGCCUGAGCCCCUUGCCCAAGAGGGCCAAGCCCACCUACUUGGCCAUGGACAAGGAGAACCAGAUCAUCGGCUACGUAGUGCCCAUCUUCAGGGGCAGCCAUGAGUUGGCGAGCGGGCUGUCCGAUACCGAGGACGCUCGGCUGAAGGAGAGCUCGGGCUACAUGGCGCGCCGCAGCCUCCUCUCCAGCUCCGCGGAGACGCAGCGCAGCUUGUACCAAGCGUCGCAAUCUCGCCGCGCCGUCAUGAGGGAGUCCGCCGAGCGCAUCUCUUUCACCAAGAGGCUCCAUGAACACGAGGAGUAUCACAAGCGUAUGAACGAGGACAACCUGAUGCAUACCCCCGAGUUUGUGAUAAAGCCGCGCUCCCACACGGUGUGGGAGAAACAAUGUGUGCGGCUCCACUGCACCGUCUCUGGAUGGCCCGAGCCCAGAGUGGUCUGGUACAAGAACAAUGUCAGCAUUGACCCCAUGUCCAAUCCUGAGAAGUAUAAGUUGGUGAGCAAGUACAAUGUCCACUCCCUGGAGAUUAACAGGUGUGACUUUGAUGACACGGCACAGUAUCGUGUGUCGGCCAUGAACAGCAAGGGCGAGCUCUCUGCUUUCGCCUCUGUCGUCGUCAAGAGGUUCAAAGGAGAAGUCGAAGAAUCUCUUCCAGUUCCUAGUCAACAUGGCUGGGCCAAUGAGUACGGCAUCACCUUCACGACUAACAUCGUGGACAAGUUUGACGUGUCGUUCGGACGCGAGGGCGAGACCUUAACGCUGGGCUGCACGGUGAUCAUCUCUCCCACCCUGCAGCGCUUCCAGCCCGAGAUCGAGUGGUUCAGAAAUGAUAAGCUUCUGUCUCCAUCCAAGUGGUACCAGAUGCACUGGAGCGGAGAGAAGGCCACACUCACACUCACUCACCUGAACAAGGAGGACGAGGGCCUGUACACCCUCCGCGUCACCACCAAGUCCGGAUACGAGACCCACUCCGCCUACCUCUUUGUCAGAGAUAGAGAAGCUGAGUCUGAAGGUGCCCCCGGUGCCCCUCUGAGCGUAGAGUGCCAUGAAGCCAACAAGGAUUACAUCAUCAUCUCCUGGAAGCAGCCUGCCGUGGCCGGAGGCAGCCCAAUACUGGGCUACUUUGUGGACCGCUGUGAGGUUGGCACCACCAACUGGAUCCAGUGCAAUGACACCCCAGUGAAGUUCGCCCGUUACCCCGUCACCGGCCUGGUGGAGGGCCGCAGUUACCUCUUCCGGGUGCGUGCCGUCAAUAACUCCGGCAUGAGCCAUCCGUCGCGCGUUUCCCGACCCGCCGCUGCCAUGGACCCUGCAGAUCGUGCCCGCAAAGGUGCAUCCGCCCCUUGGACUGGCCAAAUCAUUGUCACGGAGGAAGAGCCAUCAGAGGGUGUGGUUCCUAGCAAGCCAUGUGACCUGACGGUUACCGAGUCAACAAGAAACUAUGUGGUCCUGAGUUGGAAGCCGCCCGGUGAGAAGGGCCACGAGGGAAUUAUGUAUUACGUGGAGAAGUGUGUGGUAGGCAGUGACAGUUGGCAGCGUGUCAACACAGAGAUCCCGGUGAAGUCUCCUCGCUUCGCCCUGUUCGACCUGGCCGAGGGGAAGUCCUACAGCUUCCGCGUGCGCGCCUGCAACUCCGCCGGCGUGGGAGAGCCAUCAGAGGCCACCGAAGCCACUACAGUCGGAGACAAGCUCGACAACUGUAUUAUAAACAUCCCAUCUGCCCCUGGCCGCGUUGUUCCAACCCGUAACACCGACACCUCUGCUGUGGUGUCCUGGGAGGCUUCCAAGGAGGCCAAGGAGCUGGUUGGCUACUACAUCGAGGCCAGCAUGGAGGGCAAAAACGAGUGGGAGCCUUGCAACAACAAGCCUGUCAAAGGCACAAGGUUUUUCUGCCAUGGCCUUACGACAGAGGAGAGCUACGUGUUCAGAGUGCGUGCUGUGAAUGCCGCUGGCAUUAGUGAAUUUUCUCAGGAAUCUGAGGCCAUCAAAAUCAAGGCUGCUAUCGCCUCCCCUGCUCCCCCGUUUGGCAUCACGGUGCUGGAGAGCGUGCGGGACUCCAUGGUGCUGGCCUGGAAGCAGCCCGCCUUCAUCGGGGGCGCUGACAUCACCGGCUAUUUUGUGGACUACCGCGAGGUCAUCGGGGGAGUGCCGGGCAAGUGGCACGAGGCCAAUAUUCAAUCUGUCAGCGAGAGAGCCUACAGGGUGUCAGAGUUGAAGGAGAACAUGAACUACCAGUUCCAGGUGCGUGCUGCAAACAUGGCUGGCGUCGGUAUCCCAUCACUCCCCAGUGAGACCUUCACAUGUGAGGAGUGGACCAUCGCUGUGCCAGGGCCCCCCCAUGACCUCCAGGCCUUGGAGGUGCGCAAGACGUGUCUGACGCUGCUGUGGAAGCCCCCGGUGUACCAGGGCCGCGACGAGGUCAACGGCUACUACGUGGACAUCAAAGAAGCGGAAGCAGGCAUCGAGGCCUGGAAGGGAGUCAACGAGAAGGCCUGCACCAACAGAUUCCUGAAGAUCAACAACCUGAAGGAGGGCGAGAGCUAUGUGUUCCGCGUUCGUGCUCAGAACAAAGCUGGAGUGAGCAAGCCCUCUGAGGCAACCGAGCCAGUUCUGGCCGAGACUAAACCAGGCACAACGGAAAUGGUAGUGGAUGUGGAUGAUGAUGGAGUGGUCUCACUCAUCUUUGAGUGCUCGUCCAUGAAACCCGACUCCAAAUUUGUCUGGUCCAAGAACUAUGAACUGAUGGAGGAGGAGAACACACGCAUGACAAUUGAAACCAAAGGCGGCAAGUCCAGAGCCAUCUUCAACAACCUGGACGUGGAGGACAUUGGCAUCUACUCCUGCUUAGUCACACACACAGACGGAGUAUCUGGCAGCUACUCCCUCACAGAGGACGGAGUGAAAGAACUUCUGGUUAUCAGCCACGACCACAAAUUCCCCAUUAUUCCACUGAAGACAGAGCUGGCCGUGGAGCUCCAGGAGAAGGGACGCGUUCGCUUCUGGCUGCAGGCCGAGAAGAUCUCUGCCAAUGGCAAAGUGGAGUAUGUCUUCAACGACAACGUUAUCUCCCAGGGAGAUAAAUACAAGAUGAACUUUGACAAGAACACUGGUGUGAUUGAGCUGUUCAUGGACUCCUUGACCAAUCAGGACGAGGGCACGUACACCUUCCAGAUGCAGGAUGGGAAAGCCACCAACCAGUCUAGCCUGGUGCUCAUUGGAGAUGUUUUCAAACAGCUACAGAAAGACUCUGAAUUCCAGAGGAAAGAAUGGAUCAGGAAACAAGGUCCUCACUUUGUGGAGUAUUUGAGCUAUGAGGUUACAGAAGACUGCAUUGUCAGGCUCACAUGCAAGGUUGGGAACAUGAAGAAGGACUCUGUUGCGUUGUGGUAUAAGGAUGGACGCGAGAUUCAGUGCAAUGAGAAACUAGACUUCAGCGAGGGGGUGCUGAAUCUUGAGAUUGCACAGCGUAUCGGCCCCUCAACGGGUGAUGACUCCCCCUUCAAGAAACUCAAAAUCUCUAAGAAGGAUGCUGGAAUUUACGAGACAGUCUUGAAGGAUGAUCGGGGAAAGGACACUUCUACACUCAAUCUUACAGACCAAGGAUUCAAAGACCUGAUGAACCAAGUGUUUAGCGCAAUUGCAAACUCCUCCACCCCUCUGAAGAUCCAGAGCACUGAGGAGGGCAUCAGGCUGUACACCUUCGUCAACUACUACAACGAUGAGCUGUUCGUCACCUGGAAGUACAAGGAUUCGGCCAUUGCCUUCAGUGACCGUGUCAAGAGCGGUGUGGUGGGAGAGCAGCUGUGGCUGCAGAUCUCUGAGCCCACGGAGAAGGACAAGGGCAAGUACGCCAUCGAGUUCUUCGACGGCAAGGGCGGCCUCCAGAGGACCGUGGAGUUGUCCGGACAAGCAUUCGACGACGCCUUUGCUGAGUUCCAGAGACUCAAGGCUGCCGCCAUUGCAGAGAGAAACCGUGCUCGUGUUGCUGGUGGCCUACCAGACGUGGUGACCAUUCAGGAGGGCAAGGCCCUGAACCUGACCUGCAACAUCUCCGGCGACCCCGUCCCAGAGGUCACCUGGCUGAAGAACGACCGCGAGAUGGUGUCUGAUGACCACUACAUCCUCAAGUUCGAGUCGGGCAAGUUCGCCAGCUUCACCAUCACCCAGGUCAACACGGCUGACUCCGGCAAAUACAGCAUCCUGGUGAAGAACAAGUAUGGCACGGAGAGUGGGGACUUCACCCUGAAAGUGACGGAGAGUCUUGGAGAUGCAGGUGCGGGUGCUUACCUCACCGACGCAGACGGCAAUGUGACCGUCGGACAGGCACCACCCAAGUCAGCCACCCCAAAACCCCCCAAGGCACCAACCCCAAAGCCCCCCACCCCACCCCCAGCCCCAGCCCCAGCCACACCAGCCCCAGCCCCACCAGCUGCAGCCACCCCAGCUCCAGCCACCCCCUCUCCCCCGACACCUACCCCAACACCAGAGGUCCCUGAGAGCCCGGCACCCCCCACCCCCGCAGCUACACCCACACCUGGUGCUAGAGAAAAAUCCCCAACUCCAACUCCCGAAAAGAAGGUGAAGAAGGUGAAGAAGGUGAUCAAGAGGAAAGACUCUACGACUCUGAAGUCUCCUGGUGGAAGCAGGGAGGCCACCCCCGUCUCGACACCUGUCACCACCCCUCUCCCCCCAGAGGACUAAUCAGGCCUUUUACAGGAGCAGCCGAGAACACGUCUGGAACACAUGGAAAAGUAGAAAGGGGAAGAUAAUAGGACUUGUAAUGUAAUGUUAUCUUGUAGAUGCCUGAGAAUAGUAUGGCUUCACUGAAUGUUCUCUGAUUAGAUGGGUGAAGAGGUAUGAUGGGUAUGAUGCCUACUGUAUGUUAUGUUGGCUGCCCCCCAAAUGAUAUUUUUUGUCACUUCAGUAGCUUUUGCAGAUUUUUUUUACACGCAAGCUUAGAUAUGUUUUAGUACAUGAGGUGGCUAUUAUAUCAAUCAUACUCAGUUGCUGUGGAAAAGUAUGUGUAAGAGUUUGUCCAAAUGGAUUUUUUGGAUGGUUGGUUGGUUCAAAUAAACUACAAACAGAUGGACUAACA